Molecule: messenger RNA, 599 nt
Organism: Dermacentor albipictus
Lineage: Eukaryota; Metazoa; Arthropoda; Arachnida; Ixodida; Ixodidae
Gene: RpL27
Product: ribosomal protein L27
Biological process (GO): translation
Cellular component (GO): ribosome; cytosolic large ribosomal subunit
Molecular function (GO): structural constituent of ribosome
Source: RefSeq, a predicted model, not a curated record
CUGAAGUGAAGGGCUGCGCUUACUCUCGAAUCGCUCGAGACGGCACGGGAUGGUGAGCGAGACGAACGUGACUCCGCGAGAUUUUCACGAGGUGUCGCCACUUUCUUUUCGUCCGCCGAUCUCCGUGAGGAGGCCUGCGCAAAAUCCAAAAAUGGGGAAGAUUAUGCGACCAAACAAGGUGGUGCUGAUCCUCAGCGGCAAGUACGCCGGCAGGAAAGCUGUCAUCGUCAAGAACAACGAUGACGGCACGCCAGACAAGCAGUACGGGCAUGCCCUGGUGGCAGGCAUCGACCGUUAUCCACGAAAGGUGACGCGGAGGAUGGGCAAGAAGAAGCUGACCAAGUACAGCAAGAUCAAGCCCUUCCUUAAGGUGUACAACUACAACCACCUGAUGCCCACCCGGUACACCGUGGAAAUUCCAUUUGACAAGUCUGUCGUCAACAAGGAGACCUGGAAGGACCCUGCCAAGAGGCGCAAGUCUCGACGUGAGGUGAAGGCCAAGUUUGAGGAGAGGUACAAGUCGAAGAAGAACCCGUGGUUUUUCCAGAAGCUGCGCUUCUAAAGUGUUUGCUAUAUUAAAGCUGUACAUUUCUCCCCAA